UAAAACUUGUGUUUAAAUUUUUUCUCAAUAAACUUGAUGAAGUCUUAUGGUAUCAUAUUAACAUUUAGUGCUUAUUUUGGUUCUUGUACUAUAAAUAUGAAGAUGUAAUGUAGUUACAUUGUAUACUUGUAAUCUCAGUAUGGCUCCAUGAAACCUGUCCUCUGAUGCUAUUAAAUAAGUAAGUAAGUAAGCACUACCAACAAUGAUAAGCUGUUUAGUCAUGACCAAUGAUCUCCCUGAAUCACUUUCUCAAGAGUGAACUUUAACCAAACAUUAUCAUCCAACUCAGGUGAACUUUGACCCUCCAGCUUCAAUGUACUACACUGAGGAGUAACAGCGACAGCGAGAAAAACUACUUAAAUGUUUCCUGUUUCAGUUUGUUGACAUGUUUUGUUGAUAUGAGGACCGAUAAAUAAAGAGUUAAAGCUUCACAACAUUUGGGGAAGAUGACGCAGAACAUGUUUCAGGAGGGGCUGUACCAUGUGUUCUUUAAAGAAACACCUCCAGCCUGCCCACUGACCCAGGUUACCAAUCAAGGGGAUCUACUGAAUGUCAGAAUUCAUCGCUGGUUUGGGAAUGUGGUUAACACCAGACUUUUAGUCAGUGGGGUGGUGCAGAUCCUCAGUGCCUUAGCUUGCAUACUGACCACAGUCACCUACGCAUGUGUGAGCUACAACUGCUCUAUCUCCAUGUUAACACCAGUGUGGUCAAGCUUGGUUUAUGUGGCUUCUGGGUGUUUGGCAAUAGAGGUGCAGAGGAAAGCCACUAAAUUAAAGAUCAUCACUUUGAUGGGUCUAAACAUCUUUGGUCUGCUGUUUGGUUUCUCUGCUCUCCUAGCCAACAGCCUCAGGUCUGCACAGCCUGCCACACUCAACACAAACCAACAGCGUGUUGGUUCACAUGUUGCAAAGGGGAGCUCCUUAGCAUUUACUGUCAAGUGUUUUCUGGCAUCAGUCUACAUAGUUUUCCUGUCCUGGAGAGGCCUACGUCGCUACAGUUCUCUCCAUGCUCAGGCCUACAGCCGCCUCCCACAGGAUCAAGAUGAAACCAACGGACCUCUACUGGAACAAGAGGAAUUCACUUUGUGAAACUCAAAGGGCUCAAAAGACUGACAUGACACCUGCUUGUUAACGGUUUUGUUAACUGGUCGAGAUCAGGGUCUGUAUGAUGGCAUGGUAUGAACAGCUUGUACAAUCCUGACUGAUGAAAGCAGUUUAGAUAUUGCGAAAUCAUAUCAUGUCACAGGACUGAUGAUUCAGUAUCACUUCUCUUUUGGGAUUCCCAAAAAGUUGAAUAUACACUUUCCUCAAACAAAAAUGAAAAAGGCGUUAAACAAGUCAUGAUGUAUAUAACACAGAGAAAUGACUGAUUCAGUUAAAUUUAGUAAAAUAAGUGCAUGUGUAUGUUUCCACAGCUGAACUCUUUAUCUUAAUGAACAUUUUUUCAUUCAAAGAUGUUGCACUAAGACCAACACUAGAGGGCAGCAUUUCUAAAAAAAAUUCACAUGGUGUACUGUCUGCUCCUCAAAUUCACUUCCUCUGUUUAAUGUUAGAAUUGUUUUACAUCAGUUGCCAAAUGCAUAAAGUUGUUCACUGACUGCCCACCCAAAAAUAUGUGCUGAUCAUGGAAAUGACAUAUAUUGAAGAUUGGGUGACGACACACUAAGCUGAAAUGAUUUUAUUACUAAAGUGUCAGAUAUCACAUUGUAUGCAUGCAGUAACAUCCCCAACCUGACACCAUUAACAAGUUAUCACUUUAUAUUUUCACACUAGGAGACACACUGUACUGGAUUGGAGGAUGUCCCAAAAGUGUUUAGAACAAGUGAGAGUAAACGAGAAUCUAAAAGUAUGGAAGCUAAACAAGUGCAAAAUGUACAAUACAGUGCAAACAUCAGUGCAAAGAUCACUUGAUUACCCAAGGGGCUGAAAUAAGUCUGUAACACUACUCUCUACAUAAUCACAUUUGUAAAUCACAUAACCAUUGCUGUGAGGAUAUACUCAUUGCAGGUUAGUGUACAGCCAUCUUCUCUUCAAAACCUAAACACUGUCAGCAGACGGGCCUCUUGUUGUAGAAUGAUGUACAAAUUGUGAAUUCAUUUUCAUCUAUGAUCAUUUGAGCGUAAUAAAUAAAUUGUUUUACUAAUUUUGCAUUGAUCUCUUAAAUUCUCAGACUGAUCCAGACGUAACCGUUAUCCUAACCUCAGCCUAAACCAAACACUAACUUUUCACUAAAAAUCAAGUUCCAGCCCCAAAAAUGGCCUUUAAAGCAAUGGUAUUUCAAAGGGGGGUUCUGGGGGCUCCCAGGAGAACCUUCUAGGUGGGUCCCCAGCAAAACAGAGAAUAAUUUAUUUUCACUCUAAUUCCAUCCUUAAGAAACACAAUGACAGAAUAAUAAAUAAAAUAUAAUAAUAAAACAAAA
Messenger RNA from Scatophagus argus, 2418 nucleotides. RefSeq lists its product as uncharacterized. Gene Ontology annotation, cellular component: membrane. Bases 447 to 1088 code for a protein of 213 amino acids. NCBI's taxonomy places the organism in Eukaryota, Metazoa, Chordata, Actinopteri, Scatophagidae. The record is from RefSeq and is a predicted model, not a curated record. The transcript is spliced from 7 exons.